AGAAAGCUUAUCGCAAAUGAAAAUGGUUGGAACCAUUUUUUCGCCUAAGGCUCCGCUUGGAUUAGUCUCAUGGCGGGCAAGCUCAUGUCAAAGUCAGACACAGUACCGCACUACCGCUCGGUGCCAGUUGUCAGUUAUACCGCAGUACCCAGCACCAGAGCUUCUUCUGGCUAAUCGCUGCCCCAAAAGCUUGGAGGAAUUGCAGGAAGCGACCCGAAAGGAAUUGCUAACGACAGGUAAUCCAACGGCUUCAAUGAAGUUGAUCGAUUCAAUUCAACGACUAGGAAUUGGGUAUCAUUUCGAAGAAGAAAUAAGUAUGUUGCUUGAAAGAAUCUUAGAAUGGAAUAUUAACGGACAUGAUCUCCUUACCUCUGCGCUUCGCUUUCGAUUGCUUAGGCAUAAUGGACUUCCAGUUUACUCAGAUGUUUUUAGAAAAUUCAUGAACAAGAAUGGGAAAUUCAAGGAGUCAUUAAGCAAAGACACAAUGGGUUUGUUGAGUUUACACGAGGCAUCUUACUUGGGCUCAAAAGAUGAAGCUGAAUUAGUGCACGCCAUGGAAUUUACAAGAAACUACUUGCAGGGAUAUAUAGCACAGAAUAAGAAAAUUGGCCAAGCGUUGGAGCUUCCAAGGCACUUGAGAAUGACAAGGUUGGAAGCUAGAAACUAUAUUGACGAAUAUAGCUUGCAAACCAACCACAGCCAAACUCUAUUUCAAUUGGCUAAGUUAGAUUAUAAUGCUGUUCAAUCACUACACCAGAAAGAGUUGGUUGAGAUAGUCAGGUGGUGGAAAGAGUUGGGUCUAGUAGAAAAACUUGGGUUUGCCAGAGAUCGACCAUUGGAGUGCUACCUGUGGACUGUAGGGAUAUUUCCUCAGCCAUAUGAUUCUAAUAGCCGUAUCCAAUUAACAAAGACCGUAGCCAUCUUACUAGUUAUUGAUGACAUUUUCGAUACUUACGGUUCAUUUUCUGAUCUGAUUCUCUUUACAGAUGCAGUUAGAAGGUGGGAUCUUAGCGCAAUAGAAUCACUUCCUGAAUAUAUGAAGAUCUGUUACAUGGCAUUGUACAAUACUACCAAUGAUAUUGCAUAUAUGGUUCUUAAACAAAAUGGAUGGAGCAUUGUCCCACACCUAAAGAGAACGUGGAUAGACAUGUUUGAAGCUUUCCUUACUGAAGCCAAAUGGUUCAAAAAUGGCUAUGUACCUACCUUAGAGGAAUAUCUAGUUAACGGGGUAACAACAGGAGGCACCUACAUGGCACUGGUUCAUUCCUUUUUCCUCCUGGGGCAAGGUGUUACAAAAGAGACUAUAACAAUGUUGGAACCCUAUCCUGACCUAUUCACUUCCGCUGGGAAAAUCCUUCGGCUUUGGGAUGAUUUGGGAACAUCAAGGGAAGAGCAAGAAAGAGGAGAUGUUGCAUCUAGCAUAGAAUGUUUUAUGAAAGAGAAGGCAAUUUCAUGUGAGGGCGAAGGAAGGAAAGAAGUCAGGCAACUCAUUCGCAACUUAUGGGUAGAACUCAAUGGUGAGUUGAUAGCUCCAAGUAGAAUGCCUCUUUCAACUAUUAAUGCUUCAUUUAAUCUAGCAAGAACUGCCCAAAUUGUCUAUCAACAUGGAGAUGAUAUGAAGGGGUUAAGUGUUGAUGAUCAAGUGCAAGCAUUGCUUUAUCAGCCAAUCUGAUUGGAUGAUCUAGCAAGAUAUAUUGUUAAUAAUGAUUUAAACUGUAAA
This is a messenger RNA of Jatropha curcas, 1720 nucleotides long. RefSeq names its product putative terpene synthase 11. The record is from RefSeq and is a predicted model, not a curated record. Gene Ontology annotation, biological process: diterpenoid biosynthetic process. Lineage: Eukaryota; Viridiplantae; Streptophyta; Magnoliopsida; Malpighiales; Euphorbiaceae. Gene Ontology annotation, molecular function: terpene synthase activity; magnesium ion binding.